AUGAUUUUAAAAUCAAUUCUUUUAUUUGGAUGUAUUUUACCAAGUAUUUUCGCCGGAGAAUGGACAAUCGAAAUGGAAUAUAGUUUUGACGAUUUUGCGACAAGUUCUAAACUCGGUAUAAUCGAAUUGCGUAGGCAUUAUGAUGGAAAUUACACAAAUACUUUAAAAGUUUUAGCCGAUGAUUCUUUUGGAAAAAAAAUAUAUGAAGCCAGAGAUAAAACAUAUACUGUUCGUGCACGAUCUUCAACCCAACCUGGAGAAGAAUUUCUAUCAACAAACGAUCCGUGUCUUUUCCUUCAAUCCAACCUAUUCCAUUUGUUCUGGGUCUCGAUCAACCAACAUGCUGAGAAGCUGCAGAGUCUUACAGUGUUUCCAGAUUCUGUAGCCUUCAAAACUUCAGAUAUCAGUCUGCAAUCUUUUAAUCCGAAGGCAACUUGUGACGAGAGAACAGUUGGAAUUGAGCCAAGUCUAGAAAAUCGAAUCGGCGAUGGAAAAUUGAAGGGAGUUGUCCAUGUUAACAGCCGCUCAAUUCUCCCACACCCUGACACUGCCGCAUUUGUUGCGAGAAUCGAGAAGGAGAAAAAAGCGCGUCAACAUGGAGCCGAUGCCGAUAAUCGUAGCUUUUUGGCCAAAUAUUGGAUGUACAUCGUUCCGGUAGUGAUAUUCGCGUUUAUUUCUAACGCAGUGAAUCCCGAAAAUGCCGAAGGCGGAGGCGGUGGAAGAGCCCAAUAA
This is a messenger RNA of Caenorhabditis bovis, 732 nucleotides long. The record is from the annotation of a GenBank genome assembly. Lineage: Eukaryota; Metazoa; Nematoda; Chromadorea; Rhabditida; Rhabditidae.